This is a messenger RNA of Ectocarpus sp. CCAP 1310/34, 511 nucleotides long. Lineage: Eukaryota; Phaeophyceae; Ectocarpales; Ectocarpaceae. The record is from the annotation of a GenBank genome assembly.
CAAGGAGGCGUUUUUCCAGAUGACUCUCCGGAGAUUCGGCGCCAUGCCUCGGCUGCCCCUGGCGACUCCGUUGCCGGUGCUCCCUCUCAUCCGCGCCGCUUUCGACCUGCCCGAGGCGGCGUGGACGGCCAUAGACGGUGAUAAGGACGACCUCGCGCAGGACGCAGUCAAGCUUCUCGAAGAAAAGGCUGCGCUUUUGGACGAGUACUUCAUGAUCAGCCUCCCCCGACGAAGCGUCGCCGCCACCGCCAACGACGAUGACUCCGUUGAGGGCAAGGGCGGGGAGGAGAGGGGGGCAAACGACACCGCUGGUGCUGCUGCUGCACAAGACGUUGGAGAGGAGGCGCAGGCCCUUUGCAUCUCGUCGCUACCCCUGCUGCUCGAGGGGCACACACCGGUGGGGGAAGGGCUGCCGAUGUUCCUCCUCCGCCUUGCGAUAGAGGUAAGGCGCUCGCUGGUACUCUCACUCCUGUUGUUGCUCGUGGACAAAUGGGAUGUGUCGGCUCAGUAG